This is a messenger RNA of Dipodomys ordii (Ord's kangaroo rat), 1192 nucleotides long. RefSeq names its product sodium channel protein type 2 subunit alpha-like. Gene Ontology annotation, molecular function: voltage-gated sodium channel activity; protein binding. Gene Ontology annotation, cellular component: plasma membrane; voltage-gated sodium channel complex; axon. The record is from RefSeq and is a predicted model, not a curated record. The transcript has a single exon. The annotation marks the transcript as partial. Gene Ontology annotation, biological process: membrane depolarization during action potential; sodium ion transmembrane transport; neuronal action potential. Lineage: Eukaryota; Metazoa; Chordata; Mammalia; Rodentia; Heteromyidae.
GAAUGUUUCUAGCUGAGUUGAUAGAAAAAUACUUCGUGUCCCCCACCCUGUUCCGAGUGAUCCGCCUUGCCCGGAUUGGCCGAAUCCUUCGUCUCAUCAAAGGGGCCAAGGGGAUCCGCACGCUGCUCUUCGCUCUGAUGAUGUCCCUUCCUGCCUUGUUCAACAUCGGCCUCCUGCUCUUCCUUGUCAUGUUCAUCUACGCCAUCUUCGGGAUGUCCAACUUCGCCUACGUGAAAAGGGAAGUUGGAAUCGAUGACAUGUUCAACUUUGAGACGUUUGGCAACAGCAUGAUUUGCCUGUUCCAAAUUACCACGUCUGCGGGCUGGGAUGGGUUGCUAGCCCCGAUUCUUAACAGUGGACCCCCAGACUGUGACCCUGAAAAAAAUAACCCAGGAAGCUCAGUGAAGGGAGACUGCGGGAACCCAUCCGUUGGGAUUUUCUUUUUUGUCAGCUACAUCAUCAUCUCCUUCCUGGUGGUGGUGAACAUGUACAUCGCUGUCAUCCUGGAGAACUUCAGCGUGGCCACGGAAGAAAGCGCAGAGCCCCUGAGCGAGGAUGACUUUGAGAUGUUCUAUGAAGUUUGGGAGAAGUUCGAUCCGGAUGCAACCCAGUUCAUAGAAUUCGCCAAGCUGUCUGAUUUUGCAGCUGCCCUGGAUCCUCCCCUUCUCAUAGCAAAACCCAACAAAGUCCAGCUCAUUGCCAUGGACCUGCCCAUGGUGAGUGGAGACCGGAUCCACUGCCUCGACAUCUUGUUUGCUUUUACAAAGCGUGUUUUGGGGGAGAGUGGAGAGAUGGACGCCCUUCGAAUACAGAUGGAAGAGCGAUUCAUGGCCUCGAACCCCUCCAAGGUCUCUUACGAGCCCAUCACAACCACUCUGAAACGCAAGCAAGAGGAGGUGUCUGCUAUCGUCAUCCAGAGAGCGUACCGACGCUACCUCCUGAAGCAGAAGGUUAAAAAGGUCUCGUCUAUUUAUAAGAAAGACAAAGGCAAAGAAGGCGAAGGGACACCUAUCAAAGAAGACAUCCUCGUGGAUAAACUGAACGAGAACUCAACCCCGGAGAAAACUGACGUGACACCGUCCACCACUUCCCCACCUUCCUAUGAUAGUGUGACCAAACCAGAGAAAGAGAAAUAUGAAAAAGACAAAUCAGAAAAGGAAGACAAAGGGAAAGAUAUCAGGGAAAGUAAAAA